AUGUUCGGCCCGGCAAACGGCAAUAAGUUGCCUUUGAUCCACCGCUCGAGCCCAUGCUCGCCCCUCAACGGCGCUGGGAGACGAAGGCAGCAGCAGCAGCCUUUGUCCACCGACGUCUUCGAUCGCGAUGUCCAGAGACUCAGGACGAUACUUGCGGCGGUACAGUCCGGCGAGGCUGAUGCCACCGCCGCAGCCGCCCCUGCCCCAGCACCGGCAUCAAGUGUUACGCUCCCCAUCGCCGGCACUGUCAACGGCGCAGUCCUGGGCAGCCUGGAUUACAGCGUCACCGUGGGGUACGGCACACCAGCCCAGCAGCUGCCGAUGGACUUCGACACCCUCCGGUUAGGCAGCGGCACCUCGACGCUCCGGUGCAAGCCAUGCCGUAGCGGUCAAGUGCCAUGCGACCCGGCAUUCAACCCCGGGCGGUCGUCCUCCUUCGCCCCUGUCUCGUGCGGCCCGGAAUGCCCGUCCGUGUGCCACGGAUCGGGUUGUUCCUUCGAUGUCACGUUCAUGAGUAACCAUUCCGUCGCGGCCAAUGGCACCUUCGUCAAAGACACGCUGACGGUGUCGCCAUCGGUGACCGUCGCGAGCUUCGUCCUGGCUUGCAUCGACGUGGACAACAUCCACUUCACUGGCUCCAGCGGGCUGCUCGACCUGAGCCGGAGCAGGUUCUCCUUGGUGUCCCGGCUGAUUACCUCUUCGUCCCCCACCAGCAAUGCUACGGCCGCCAUCUCCUACUGCCUGCCAGCGUCGGAGAAGAGCUCCCGCGGCUUCCUCUCCAUCGGCGGCGCCCUGCCCGAUUUCUCCGGUGGCAACGCGGGUUCCACACCGUUGGUCGACGACCCGCUUUACAAGGACAGCUACCUCAUCAAGCUCGUUCGCCUCAACGUCAGCGAUACGGAGCUUCCAGCCACGCAGUCGAACCUCGCAGCACUCGAGGUGGGGACAUCAUUCACCUUCUUCCCGCCGGCGAUCUACAGCGCUCUCCGUGACGAGUUCCGGAAGCAGAUGUCCAUGUACCGUCCGGCACCGGCUUACCGUAUGCUCGACACAUGCUACAACUUCACGGGGUUGCCGGGAUUCGAGGUCCCGGCCGUCAUCCUCGAGUUCGAGGGUGGAGCCAUUCUGCAGCCGGACGUGGAUCAGAUGUUGUACUUCGUGGAUGGCGAUAGCUCCUUCAAUUACGUCUGUCUCGCCUUCGCCGCAUUGCCGGGAGACUUUCCCUAUGCGGUGAUCGGGAACCGGGCGCAGCAGACAGUGGAGGUGGUGUACGACGUUCAGGGAGGGAAGGUUGGGUUCAUCCAAGAAAGCUGCUAG
Messenger RNA from Panicum virgatum (switchgrass), 1317 nucleotides. RefSeq names its product aspartyl protease AED1-like. Bases 1 to 1317 code for a protein of 438 amino acids. The transcript has 2 exons. NCBI's taxonomy places the organism in Eukaryota, Viridiplantae, Streptophyta, Magnoliopsida, Poales, Poaceae. Gene Ontology annotation, biological process: proteolysis. The record is from RefSeq and is a predicted model, not a curated record. Gene Ontology annotation, molecular function: aspartic-type endopeptidase activity.